AUGAAAGUACCAAAGAAUUGGAACAUUCAGACAUUGAAGAAGGCAUCAUUGACACUACAAGUUAUAAAGAAGACCGUGUACGGUUUGAGUAAACUUAGGAGGUUUGAAAAGAAGGAUAUAUGUGAAACCAAAAUCGCACUAACCUCACACACAAAAUUGACUAAGGUAGACUUUGCCCAUAACCCAUAUUACAAAGACGUGUGCGGAGGAAGAUUGUGGAAGGAACUCACCGAGAUACAACACAAAACCGACGUAAUCGACGAAAACAGAGAAGAAGAAGUUGAGAGAUGGAAUGUUUGUGCUUGGAAAUCAAUUUAUUGA
This is a messenger RNA of Arabis nemorensis, 321 nucleotides long. NCBI's taxonomy places the organism in Eukaryota, Viridiplantae, Streptophyta, Magnoliopsida, Brassicales, Brassicaceae. The record is from the annotation of a GenBank genome assembly.